AUGGUUCCUCGUUUACAAAAUUUCCAUGAUGUAAAAUCCUUAAUCCUUGAUAUUUGUAGUAAGGAGGAUAGUAUGACUGCGGGUAGAGUUGCAGUUAUGAUUGAUAUUUUGUGGAGAAAUCGGAACAAUAUGGUUUGGAACAAUGAAAGAGAUGAAUACUCUAAACUUGGUUUGAAUGCUUUUUGUAGUUGGCAAGAGUGGUUUCUGGCGGAACGACAUGGUAUUAAUGUGGAGAAUAGGUCUAUAAACCUGAGGUGGGAGCCGCCGGUGGAAGGAAGUAUCAAAUGUAAUGUGGAUGCGGGUUAUAAUAAUAUUCGGGGCACUACUAACCGGGGCUGGUGCAUGAGAGAUCAUAUGGGGAGUUUUAUGUUUGCAGGUGCAGCUUGGGAUUUUGGCCAUUAUCUGAUUCUUGAAGCAGAAGCUUUGGCUCUUAAUGAAGCUAUUCAAAGAGCCAUUGAUAUGCAGAUGCAGAAUGUUAUUUUCGAAAGCAAUUCCCAAAGAACGGUUCAAACUAUUCAUAGCAAUCACCAAGGUGUCUCAGAGUUUAGUUGCAUAAUUUCUUCUAUUCAUAGUUUGUUGUUUAAUUUUCCUAACUUUGAGGUGAAGUUUGUUAAACGCCAAGCGAAUACGGUUGCUCACUCUAUAGCAAAGGCGACCGAUUCUUGGACUAGGCGUAGUUUAUUUCAUAUGAUACCUCUUUGUAUUGAACAACUCUUACUUAAUGAUAUGAAUUGA
Vicia villosa (hairy vetch) is the source of this 735-nucleotide messenger RNA. RefSeq lists its product as uncharacterized. Bases 1 to 735 code for a protein of 244 amino acids. NCBI's taxonomy places the organism in Eukaryota, Viridiplantae, Streptophyta, Magnoliopsida, Fabales, Fabaceae. The record is from RefSeq and is a predicted model, not a curated record. Gene Ontology annotation, molecular function: RNA-DNA hybrid ribonuclease activity; nucleic acid binding. The transcript has a single exon.